UAAUCUGAUAACAGAAACAAAAAAACAAGGAAAGAAAGAAAGAGAGAGCGAUCAAAAAUGGAGGAAGGAAGAGAUAUAGAUCCAAGAAGUGGGUUCUGCAGCUCAAACUCAGUGUUCUACAGCAAAAGGAAGCCACUUCCACUUCCACAGAACCCAUCCUUGGACGUCACCACCUUCAUCUCAUCACACGCCCACCAUGGCAGGAUCGCCUUCAUCGACGCCGCCACCGGCAACCACUUCACCUUCCACCAACUCUGGCGAGCUGUGGACGCCGUCGCCUCCUCCCUCUACGACAUCGGCAUCCGCAAGGGCAACGUCGUCCUCCUCCUCUCCCCAAACAGCAUCUACUUCCCCGUCGUCUGCCUGGCCGUCAUGUCCCUCGGCGCCAUCAUCACCACCACCAACCCUCUCAACACCGCCGCCGAAAUCCGCAAGCAAAUCAACGACUCCAAGCCUCGCAUCGCCUUCACCAUCCCUCCUCUAGCCUCGAAAAUCGCCGCCGCCUCCCCCUCGCUCCCGAUCAUCCUCAUGGAGGCCGACACCAGCAGCAGCUUCCCUUCGGCCGUCACCACCCUCAGCCGCAUGAUGGAGAAAGAAAGCAGCUCAAGCCGAGUCAAAGAGCGAGUCAACCAGGACGACACGGCCACCCUGCUCUACUCUUCCGGCACCACCGGGCCCAGCAAGGGCGUCGUGUCUUCUCACCUCAACCUCAUGGCUAUGGUGCAGAUCGUUCUCGGCAGAUUCAACAUCGAGGAGGGCCAGACCUUCAUCUGCACUGUCCCAAUGUUCCAUAUAUACGGGCUGGUGGCGUUUGCGACGGGACUUCUGGCGGCGGGGGCGACAAUCGUGGUGCUGUCAAAGUUCGAGAUGCACGACAUGUUGUCGGCGAUAGAGAGGUACAAGGCGACGUACCUGCCGCUGGUGCCGCCGAUUCUGGUAGCGAUGCUCAACAACGCCGACGCGAUUAAGGGAAAGUACGAUUUGAGGUCUUUGCAUUCGGUGCUUUCGGGUGGAGCGCCGCUGAGUAAAGAGGUGAUAGAAGGCUUCGUGGAGAAGUAUCCGAACGUGACCAUUCUUCAGGGUUAUGGCUUGACGGAGUCCACCGGAGUUGGUGCUUCCACCGACUCCUUGGAAGAGAGCCGCAGGUACGGUACGGCGGGGCUCCUCUCUCCGGGAACCCAGGCUAGGCUCAGGGGUCCCACCAUCAUGAAAGGUUAUUUCAGUAACGAGGAAGCAACAGCGUCUACGCUUGAUUCAGAAGGAUGGUUAAGAACAGGGGAUGUUUGCUUCAUCGACAAUGAUGGCUUCAUAUUUAUUGUGGAUAGGUUGAAAGAGCUCAUCAAGUACAAGGGAUAUCAGGUGCCUCCAGCAGAACUAGAGGCCUUGUUGCUCACACAUCCAGACAUUGCUGAUGCUGCUGUCAUUCCGUUUCCGGAUAAGGAGGCUGGGCAGUUUCCAAUGGCAUAUGUUGUAAGAAAGGCUGGAAGCAGCAUUUCGGAGAAGGAAGUCAUGGAUUUUGUGGCAAAACAGGUGGCUCCAUACAAGAGAAUUAGAAAGGUCGCUUUUAUAUCUUCCGUACCCAAAAAUCCAUCUGGCAAGAUUCUAAGGAGGGAUCUCAUCAACCUCGCAACCUCUAAACUCUGAAAACACUUUAACAUUAUUUUUUAUUCGAGAUAUGUAUGGCUCUCCUGCAAUUUUAGUUAAUAUGCCUUGUUUAUAUACUUUUUUCAGGAGAUUAAUAAAAAGUAAUAAUGUACGUAUGUUCCUAA
Molecule: messenger RNA, 1769 nt
Organism: Arachis duranensis
Lineage: Eukaryota; Viridiplantae; Streptophyta; Magnoliopsida; Fabales; Fabaceae
Product: probable CoA ligase CCL5
Cellular component (GO): peroxisome
Molecular function (GO): CoA-ligase activity
Source: RefSeq, a predicted model, not a curated record